This is a messenger RNA of Sphaerodactylus townsendi, 1558 nucleotides long. RefSeq names its product arginine and serine rich coiled-coil 1 (gene RSRC1). Bases 1 to 750 code for a protein of 249 amino acids. Lineage: Eukaryota; Metazoa; Chordata; Lepidosauria; Squamata; Sphaerodactylidae. Gene Ontology annotation, cellular component: nucleus; cytoplasm. Gene Ontology annotation, biological process: alternative mRNA splicing, via spliceosome. The transcript has 8 exons. The record is from RefSeq and is a predicted model, not a curated record.
AUGGAAACUAAGAACACACUUUUCUGGAUCAUACCGAUAGCUUUUUUCAUUUUUACUGAACAUUCAACUUGCAGGUCGCACUCGAGGCCUCAUCAGCGUUCCUAUAGCCGAAGUAGCGAAAGGACCAGCCACCGAAGAACUCGAAGCAAGUCUCGUGAUAAAGAAAGGCGUAAAGGCAGAGAUAAAGAGAAAGCAAGAGAGAAGGACCGGGUCAGAGGGAAGGAGAAGGAGCAACAUCACACCAAGAUAGGGGAUGCUGGAAACAUCAAAAUUGGAUUAGAACAUCUGUCUGCUGCCGAACAGGCCAAAGCUAGAUUACAGCUGGUCCUUGAAGCUGCUGCUAAAGCAGAUGAAGCAUUAAAAGCUAAAGAGAGAAGUGAGGAGGCAAAGAAGAAAAAAGAAGAAGACCAAACCAGCCUUGUAGAACAAGUGAAACGAGUGAAAGAAAUUGAAGCAAUUGAAAGUGAUUCCUUUAUUCCACAAGCAUUCAGAUCAAGUAAAGAAGACAAAAAGGUGACAGAACCUGUUGAAGUAAAGACUGAACCCACAUCAGUAAGCAUAAGUGCUGACCUGAUUACCGCUGAAAAAGAAACAGUGACUACAAGUAUCCCUACCACUAUCAAGUAUCAAGAUGAGAACUCACUAGCCCAUCCCAACCUGUUUGUUGACAAAGCAGAAGCUGAAGAAAGGUGGUUCCAGCGGCUGAUGACCCUUCGGCAAGAGAGGCUGAUGGGCAGUCCCGUGGCCUAAGCUUAGAGCCUACUGACUCACAGUCACCUCCACUAUGCAAGUCCAGGGGUAAAGCCAGAUGAGUGUCAAAAGUAAAUAUGGUGUAUUGCACAGGUGUCAAACUCGCGGCCCUCCAGAUGUUACGGACUACAGUUCCCAUCAUCCCGUGCCAGCAUCAUGCUGGCAGGGGAUGAUGGGAACUGUAGUCCGUAACAUCUGGAGGACUGCGAGUUUGACCUUUCUAAGCGGAUCAACAUGAAACUGGGGUGAUGGUGGCAUCAGAGAGGGCAGUGCCAGCUGGGGAAAGAGGCCUGCCAUCCAGCAGGCAGCAGCGCUGUUUUGGCUGUACUGUCAGAGAGAAUCUGGACUUGUUUGGGGGGGAAAUAUAAAGGAGUUUUUUUUUAAUCCACCCAUAUCCUUGGAAUUACCAAACACAAUGCAGUGUCUUUACAAGUCAGGUCUGAAGAUUACCUAUUUUUCGUUGCCAGAGACUGUAAAACCUUUCUCUACCCACAGAAUUAAGCAUUUCUCUUAAGGUUUCUGUAUGCUCUUUGACAUUAUCAGUUUUAAAAUUUCAGUGCAUGUUUUGCUGUGUUACAAGAUUAUUCUGAACAGCGAGAGAAGAAAGGUGCAUAGAGAAAGGGGGGAAUGGAAAGAUGAUCUUCCUUCAACCAACCUAUAUAAACACACACAUGAUGAUUUAGUUUAAUAAUUCAAUGUUGUAAUAACAAGACAUACCACUGGAGGUAUCAUUGUAGUGUGCGACUCCGUAUUGUAUAUGGUUUGUAUAUGAAUUUUCCCAAUUUGUUCAAUAAAUAAAAUGAAAACA